Enhydra lutris kenyoni (northern sea otter) is the source of this 2100-nucleotide messenger RNA. Its product is annotated as RBBP8 N-terminal like. Lineage: Eukaryota; Metazoa; Chordata; Mammalia; Carnivora; Mustelidae. Gene Ontology annotation, biological process: double-strand break repair via homologous recombination; DNA double-strand break processing involved in repair via single-strand annealing. Gene Ontology annotation, cellular component: site of double-strand break. The coding region runs from base 1 to 2100 and encodes 699 amino acids. The record is from RefSeq and is a predicted model, not a curated record. Gene Ontology annotation, molecular function: Y-form DNA binding; flap-structured DNA binding; double-strand/single-strand DNA junction binding. The transcript has 12 exons.
AUGGAGAGCUUCACAGAGUCACUAAACAGGCUGAAAGAGGUCCACGAGAACGAGGUCCGAGGUCUGCAGAAUAAGCUUCUGGAGCUGGACUCGGAGAGAUGCCGGGACGCACAGCGGGUGGAGGAGCUCUGCGCCAAGAACCACCAGCUGCGGGAGCAGCAGAAGGCACUGAAGGAGAACGUGCGAGUGCUAGAGAACAGGCUUCGGGCUGGCCUGUGUGACCGCUGCAUGGUCACCCAGGAGCUGGCCAGGAAAAAGCAGCAGGAGUUCGAAACCUCCCUCCUCCAGAGCCUGCAGCACGUCUUCAUCCUCACCAACGAGUUGAAUCGGCUGCAGGGGGAGAACGAGACAUUGAAGGAGGAGGUGAAGCGGCUUCAAGGCCCACGGCUCAAGUCCCAAUGCAGGGAGGGUGCCUCAGACCCCCCCUCACCCCUACUACUCCCCUCCCCGGGCACUUGGAAGGCCAUCAAGGAGAAGACGCUGGGAGGCCACGAGGAGGCCCAGGAUGACCAUCCAGGUGCGAGUCCCCAGAGACAAGGUGCUCUGAGGGACAAGAGACCAGAAAGCUGGACCCUGCAAGAUCGCGGAGCCCUCGGGGUUGGGGGGGCUGCGCCGCCCACCCGUUUGAGGGCCUCCCAAUCUGGCCUGCCCACCACCUCUCCUCCCACAGAAAAGUCUACAGGGUACAGGACAUCUCCAGUAGCCAAAAUCUCCCCGAGUGCCAACCUGCCUGAGACUCGGGCCCCGGACAUGAGCCCCCAGCGAAUCUCCAACCAGCUUCAUGGGACCAUUGCUGUGGUGCGGCCGGGCUCUCAGGCCUGCUCCACUGAUCAGGGCUCCACCAACGGGACCCCCCCGCUGCCACUGACCAGGAGCAGCCUGCCCAGCCCACCCUAUGAGCACAGCCUCCCUCUGGACAGCUUUCUGCCAGCCUCCCGGGCCCCCAUCGUAGCCUAUGAGUCCCUGAAGCGCUGCCUCCAGGCUGACCACCUCUUCCUCCUGAACCACCACCUGUCUCUGCACCUUCAGAGCCCGCCCUGCAGCCCCCAAGCACCCCCCACGGCCCCCCGUGGCCCCCGCCCCCAGGGCCUGAAGGCUGGGGAGGCAGAGGCCUGGGAGGAGUCAGCGGGCCUACUGGGGCUGCCCGGGGCCCUGGUGGAUGUGCGGGACCCUCGGCUGGAAGGGGCACUGCACCUGCUCCUCUCCCAGCAGCUGCGGGCACAGGGGCAGAGGGGCAGCACCCGGCUGAGGGGCCUAACCACGCCAGGGGGGACCCCACCCUCCCCACCAGUCAGCUCCGACUCGGAAGGCCCCCAGGGCGAGGCAGCGGGGGCAGCCCCGUCUGGAGGGGGACACGCACAGCCCACAGGCCCAGGCAGCCCCAGGGGACAGGAAGCCCCAGCCACACGAGACCAUGUCCCAGACAAGCCCCUGGACCUUUCAGAGCGGGGCCGGGGCCGGGAUGCCCCAAAGCCUCCUGACCGGCAGGGCUCUCCUAGCCCCCCAAGUGCCCACACUCCCAGCCCGGAACCAUCCCGGGGAGCAGAGCCCCCUGCCCAGUCUGGACCCUGGGAACUCAGCAAUGGCACAAAGGGGGCCAGAGCUCCAGAGUCAGAAGAGCCCCCCACCCCUGCGGAUCCCUCCCAGCCUCUAACAGGGCACCACCGAAACACGCCCUCUCCAAGCGGGACAGGAGUGGAGCUGAAAGGGAGGCCAAAACCUCCUCCCCACCCACACGGGCCUGAUGCCGAUGGUCCCCCUGGCAAGGAGCUCAGCAAGGCCGGAGUGCAGGGGCUGGAGUCAGACGACCUGGACGCGUCAGAGCCCUCGGACAAUGAGGUGGGCCUGAGCUCCGAGGUGGGGGCCAAGCCGAGCACGCCAGGGGAGGGGCCCAGGUGCUCCUACACCAAGGAGCUCGGGCAAAGCCUGCCGCAGAAGAGGAAACGGGCCUCGGGCCCAUGGUGCAAAGCCUCCAAGAAGCCGCCACCAGGGAGAAGGAACCCAGGGGAGCCCCUGACAGCUCAUGAGGGGUCCGGGAGCCCAAGGCACCCUGAGGACAGCAGCCCCUCACCCAGCCACAGCAGCUGGGAGGAGACUUAG